Molecule: messenger RNA, 657 nt
Organism: Klebsormidium nitens
Lineage: Eukaryota; Viridiplantae; Streptophyta; Klebsormidiophyceae; Klebsormidiales; Klebsormidiaceae
Source: the annotation of a GenBank genome assembly
AUGUCCCGACUGGGGGAGCGCUUUUGGCAAUAUAAGACGGCGUUUGCUGACGGGGACGCGCUCGGGACGUUUCUCGACAACCACGACCAGGACCGGUUCUUCCAGUACGUACCGGGCGGCGACUUGCAGCUCGCGAAAAGCGCGCUCACGUAUUUGCUGCUCAGUCAAGGCAUCCCCAUCGGUACGUUGCUUCCCCUUCACACCAGUCUCUCCCUCUUCUGGUUCUUCUUUGCCCUGACCGGAACGAACGACCAGAGCAGGAACCGGAAACCUCUCUGGUGGAUAGGGUUCGACACUUCGGCGCCGCUCUACAAGUUCAUCGCCUUUGUGAACAAGAUUCGAGGGACGUACCGCGUGUGGCGCUAUCCGCAAAAGGAGGGCUGGAGCGGCGACGAUCUGUACGUCUUCACGCGCGGCCCCGUCCUGGUCGCGCUGACGAACCGCCGCGCGCCAAACCCCCAAACCCUGCCAGGGACGUCGCACAACUUCCGCCCGGGGGAGCGCGUGUGCAACUUGUUCUUUCCGUCCGCUGACUGCGAAACCGUCGGCGCGGACGGAACGCUGAGGAUCGUACUGCUGAACGGAGAGCAAAAGAUCUUUGUGCCCAAAAGGACGCUUCGGACAGUGGGGUUAGACGAGCGAGUUUCGGACGGUUAG